GAAUUUAUAGUCGCUACAGUAGUAGUCGAUCGCAGGCACGUACGCUCGCUCGCUAGUGGGCCGGCCCAGUUGUCGCCGUCUGUGCGUUUGUCCGGCAGUCUGCCGCAAUAAGCGGCAGAUAGGAACUCCCUGCCUGAACGAGCUCAAUCCCGUGCGCGAAUCUCAUCCCGGAACGAGCUCUCCCCAACAGCCGACACGAGUCGCGCGGCGGACUAGGUUUGCCGCCGCCGGUCGUCCUCAGGUGCGUCCUACUCCGGCGCGUGCCCUGCUCCUUCGCCCCUAGUCCAGGUCAACGCCUUGCUCUACAGCCCGUCGUCCCCCGCCCCUGCGCACUGGUUGAUCUCCUCGCUGUGCUCCCCAGCCUGCGCUCCUCCGUCAUUGCCAAGUCGUCUACGGAGACUCCUUGCUCCUUCACCCCGCCCUCUGGUGCUUCGAACCCGAUGGCCGAGAUGUCUGGUGAACGUAAACAAUUGGAUCUUCGUGCAAAGGUUACUAAAAUGGUGGUCGAAAUACAUGGUGCUUACCCGGAUCCAACUCUGGAAGAUAGUGAUAAAAAAAAAUACAACUCCAUGGUGGGUACAAUUGUUCUGGCGACACCACACUUCUGCUUCGGGGUACUGAGACGUUCUCUAAUACAAGAAGAUGGCAUCUACACAAUUAAGUGUGAUGGGCAAAGUAUUGAGAUUAAAGCCGAGGAUUUUGUUUCAUCACAUCAUGGUUUUUUUGCUGGGUUCUAUAUUUAUCACAACAAGUUACCAUAUGAUAUCAAGAAUGUGGCUGCAGUUGAAUUUGGUGAAGAGGUUAAAUUGUUUGAUGUGGUUAACCUUUGUGACAUUACAGUUGGACGCUAUAAGAUGUUCAUUGACAUCACAGAUGGUCAUGUCAUGGAUGUAAGAGUAGGAGACUUUGUCCAUAAUUGUGCUCAUAGCUUGCACACUGCCAAUGGUUCACCCGUUUUUUCUAAAGACGGUGAACUUGUUGGCGUAUGUAUUUUGAACCGACAAGGCCCAUCCGUGGCUCUAGACGCGGCGAGAAUAAAAGCCGAGCUGAUGAUGAUACAUGAAUCCAAGACACUCAAGGAGUUUUUUGGAGUAGUACGGGAAUCAGCAGGAAUUGCCGAGGCAUCAGCUGCAGCCACGGAAGGACCCUUACUACAGUACACUUCAUAUGCACUUGGGCUUGCUAUUUCUUGCUUAGUUUCUGCCGCCAUAUCGAACACUAUCUUCUUAGCUCCACAAAGGCUUGAUCAGAUGAAAGGAAUAGCGAGAUGAAGUCAUGCUUUUUUUUUUUCUGGAAAUUAUAGGUACAGCCUGGAGCGCAAUAAGCAGUUCUACAUGAGAGAAGGAAGAGCAAGGGUGACACAGCUUAGAUCAAUUUGCAUGUGCCUAUUCUUCAUUGGACUUUGCUCAUGUCAUGUUUGCAGGGAUAGUAAACACUAUCUUAAAAUGACCGACUUGCAGCUCGGAACAACUAGAAGUCUUGGGCUCUUGCAUGCUUUUGUUGUCUACUGUAUUUGAGAUAUUUAAAUUACUGCAUCCUAUCGACAACCAUUUAUUUCUUUAUAUUUUGUUGUUGUUUUUA
This is a messenger RNA of Aegilops tauschii subsp. strangulata, 1581 nucleotides long. The record is from RefSeq and is a predicted model, not a curated record. NCBI's taxonomy places the organism in Eukaryota, Viridiplantae, Streptophyta, Magnoliopsida, Poales, Poaceae.